UAAGAGCUGGGAGGGAAAGGAUGGCUGCUGGUGUUUGAACAGCCUCAGAUGCUCAACACAGACAGAGUCCGAGCAGAAAAACUGACCAGAGGCAGAGACGACGGGGACGUCUCACUGGGGGAAAUAAACAUCUUGCUCAUCAUCUGUGCUGGGAAGCAACAGAAAAUAUUUGGCCAUGCCUGCAGAAGUGAAAGAGAGUUCAGAGGGCCCUUCUUCACUGUCCUUACACCAGGAGGCCAGAGAACCCACUCUGGAAACCCCGUCCACGACUGAUGAGCUGGACACGCCCACCUCCAUCGCCUCGGUGAUGACCUCAACCAAUGAGAGCUCCACGGAGACCGACACCCCCCAGCAGACUGAUACUGAGGAGUUCAAGGCUGUGGAGCAAGAGGGCCUGAGUGACACCCAAGAAUCCUCCGUGACGCAGCUGCAGAAUUUACAGAUUGCCGACGCACCUGAGCUCACAUCAACUCAAGACAAAACUCCUGCAGAGCAACCAAUUCCAGAAGCAAACACUGAGCCGGCAGUGUGUCUCCCACAGCCCACUGAGUCUGUUACCCCAACCACCACGACCAACACCACCACAGCACCACCACAGCCUCAGGUGGUACUGCAGUCUGGAGAGCCUCAACCACUGAAUCAAGACAGCCAGAGCAGAGUGUACACCCUGCCAGACAGUUACAGGGGCAUCGGGGGUGAAUUGUGCCCAGGGUAUGGAAGCCUCUCCCGUGCCACCCUCCACAGCUACUGGCCUGCCAAAAACUUCCAGCCUGGGGCUCACUACACCUUACCCUUCCUCAGGGACAGCUAUGCUCCUGGAGGACUCAGUGGCCAGACAGAGGAGCAUGGCUCCAGCGUGCAAGGAGAAAACCCUCUGGACAUGAAGACUGAUCACCCAAAUGCCAGCUACCCGACACUGGCAGGGAUCCACCAGUUCAGGCCUUUCACCACCAUGGAGCUUCUCAGAGAGCCGUCAAGAACCAGAGGUGGCUAUGACGAUGCUUUCAUGGCCCAGCUGGAAGGGAACCUGAAUCCUUAUUUCCAGGCCAUAUGCCGAGCGCAGACCCUGCAGUUUCCUCACAAGCGCAGCAGCAUGGUCAGCCUGGACGGCAUCCGCAGAGACCCGCGCUGGAGAGAUCCCAACUUACACGAGGUCAUCUCAAUGCUCAGCCACCCAAUGGACCCAGUCAAAUCCAAUGCGGCUGCCUAUUUGCAGCACCUGUGUUAUGAGAACGAUCGCAUCAAGCAGGAGGUGCGCCAGCUGAACGGGGUGCCAAUCUUGGUGGAAUUACUGGACCAUCCAAAACCGGAAGUCCACCGCAAGGCCUGUGGUGCUUUGCGCAACAUAUCCUUCGGAAAAGACCACAACAACAAAAUGGCCAUCAAGAACUGUGAUGGCAUACAAGCUUUAGUCAGACUCUUGAGGAAGUCCAGCAGCAUGGAGGUCAAAGAGUUAGUCACAGGCACUUUAUGGAACCUCUCCUCACAUGAGCCUCUGAAAAUGUUGGUGAUCAACCAUGGUCUUCAAACACUGACCGAUGAAAUCAUUAUCCCACACUCAGGCUGGAGGAGAGACUCGGCAGAUCCCUCUAAAAUGCAGAGCGCUGAAUGGACCACAGUCUUCAAGAACACGUCAGGAUGUCUGAGGAACGUCAGCUCAGAUGGUGCGGAGGCUCGGCAGAGGUUGAGGGAUUGUCAGGGACUCGUGGAUGCCCUUCUUCAUGCCCUUCAGUCAGCUGUUGUCCACAAGGAUAUGGACAAUAAGUCAGUGGAGAACUGUGUCUGCAUUCUGCGGAACCUGUCGUAUCACGUCCACAAAGAAGUACCAGGAGCCGAGCGAUUCCAGGAUUCUCACACCAAUCAUCUGAUGAGGACGGUGGGACACCAGAAGAAGAAGAACGAACCCGACUGUUUUGGUGGGAAAAGGCCCAAAGAGGAGUGGUUCAAUCAAGGUUGGAAAAAUGGAUUAAUGGACAGAAAAUACAGUACAUUGGAUUUACCAAAACGUACAGAGCAAAUGAAAGGUAUAUAUGAAGGCUUGGAGCUGCUGUACCAGCCUGAGGUGGUGAGGCUCUACCUUUCCCUUCUCACCUGCAGUCACAACCAUAACACCCUGGAGGCGGCUGCAGGAGCGUUGCAGAAUCUUGCUGCGGGACAAUGGGCUUUGUCGAGCUACAUCCGAGCCACUGUGAGAAAAGAGAAAGGGCUUCCCAUUCUGGUGGAGCUCCUGCGCUCGGAUGUGGACAAAGUGGUGCGAGCCGUGGCUAUUGCUCUCCGGAACCUGGCCAUGGACAGACGGAACAAAGAGCUAAUAGGGAGUUAUGCUCUCAGGGACCUUGUCGGCAAUCUUCCCUGUGGACAGCAGCACCCAGCGAAAAAUCUUGAGGGAGAUACGGUGGUGUCGAUUCUGAAUACCAUCCACGAGAUUAUAACAGACAGCCCAGAGAAUGCCCGCGCUCUCAUACAGGGACAUGCUGUACAGAAACUGGUGGCCAUCAACAAAUCCAGCCAAUCAGCACGAGAGACCAAGGCAGCCUCCCAUGUGCUUCAGACAAUAUGGGCCUACAAGGACCUGAGAAAUGCUUUAAUCAAGGCAGGCUGGACCAAGAGCAACUUUAAGCCAACGACGACAGGAGUGGCUAAAAAGUCCAAGGGUGGGAAGCAAGGAGGCGAUGACAUCACCUUACCUCUCAUGGACAAAAACCAAGAUGUAUAUUCCAGCUUAGAGCCAAAUGAUAGGGUUGGAGAUGGAAAAGGGCCUGUUGUGGAAAGAGAUGCUCUCCAGGCUAUAAGCGAAAGGAAACACUUCAUCAGAGCUGGCAGACCUGCAGUGGGCCUCAUGGAUAACAAACCUCCACCACUGGACUCCUGGGUGUAAACAUAUCAACACGGCCACCCAAGCCGGUUAAAACCUGCAGAGACACCACUGGUGAAACAGAUUUGUGCCAUUUGAUCAUACUUGUGCAGACAGAGAAACAUAUUACAGUUAAAAAACAAUUUCCUUCAUUGUUAGGAAAUAACGUGUCAAACUAAGUAUGGAGAUUAUGUGACAAUAUGGUCUGGAUUUUGUCAUUUAGGAUAACACUUUGUCUUAAAUCAUAAUGGACUGCUUAUCUGAGAAAGCCUAAUUAUGCAAGCUGUGGUGAGACAAGACCCCAAAGAAUAUAUUAUGACAUGUACAGUUUCAAUUCUACUGCUAUUCCACUGAGAUAACUAAUAACACUUACUAGUUUGUCAAGUUAUUAAGACCUCAAAAGACAUGUCAGUAUGUUACUGUCCAUCUCCCUAAGCUGAGGGAAAUAUCCGCAUUAAAUGCUUUUUAAAAUAUGUUUGUCAGUGUUCGAGAUAAUUAGGAAUAGGGCUCUUGUCGACAUAGUCAUCAAAGCAUUCAAAUCCUUUGGGAAUUCAUUUUGUUCUUGACAAAACUGUUAUCAGACUAGUCCGUGCAUCCGUUAAUAUCCCCCUAUUACAUUUGUUUUUUCACGGCAGGCAAAAUGAGAUUGUAAAUGUGUAACUAAGGACUGUUAAUAAUCUAAAUGAGGGCAUUUAUAUUGUAAUAUUUAUUGUAAUACCCACAUUAUUAAUUCAAAGUUAUUGAUGUGUAUUAGCUAAUACCCGUAAGUAAUACUACAUUCAGUACAACUCUGCUUUGCAGUGGUCCUUUUUGCAUUGCGAUGUCGAAUGAAAAAUAAAAUGAUGUGCAUUAUUUCUCA
Messenger RNA from Solea senegalensis (Senegalese sole), 3713 nucleotides. It is a transcript of the gene arvcfa, whose product is annotated as ARVCF delta catenin family member a. The transcript has 16 exons. Gene Ontology annotation, cellular component: adherens junction; nucleus; cytoplasm. Gene Ontology annotation, biological process: cell-cell junction assembly; cell-cell adhesion. Gene Ontology annotation, molecular function: cadherin binding. The coding region runs from base 176 to 2878 and encodes 900 amino acids. The record is from RefSeq and is a predicted model, not a curated record. NCBI's taxonomy places the organism in Eukaryota, Metazoa, Chordata, Actinopteri, Pleuronectiformes, Soleidae.